Molecule: messenger RNA, 1287 nt
Organism: Ostreobium quekettii
Lineage: Eukaryota; Viridiplantae; Chlorophyta; Ulvophyceae; Bryopsidales; Ostreobiaceae
Source: the annotation of a GenBank genome assembly
AUGAAGCUGACCAUCACCACGGCGGACGGCAACCUCGUUAACGUAGAUGUGGAUGAAGGAGAGAUCGUGGGUAGCCUGAAGGCCAUCCUGGAGGUGGAGACUGGCGUCCCGAUGGCGCAGCAGAUUCUGAGCUUCAACGGCUCUCCUCUGAGCGACGACGCGAACUUGGCGUCGACCGGCGUGAAGGACGGCGAGCUGCUGAUGCUGAUGCGCGCCGGUGGUGCGCCCACUCCGGGCGCCGGCAGCAUGGCGGCGCCGGGCAUCCCCGCGGACCUUGUUCAGGCUGUGGAUCAGCUGAGGAACGAUCCGGCCAGGAUGCGAGGCCUGGAGCAGAACAAUCCAGAAUUGGCGAGGGCGGUGAGGUCGGGGGACUACGGUUUCUUGAUGGAGCACGCCGGGAGGGCGAAGCGGAGGGAGGCGGAGCUGGAGCGGGAGUACGCGCGCCUGGAAGCGGACCCCUUUGACGUGGACGCCCAGAAGCGCAUCGAGGAGAUCAUAAGAGAGAAGAACGUGGAGGACAAUUUUUCUCAGGCAAUGGAACACAACCCAGAAGUCUUUGGGACAGUCACCAUGGUGUAUGUGAACAUGGAAGUGAAUGGUGUUGAAGUCCCUGCCCUUGUUGAUAGUGGAGCUCAGACAACAAUCAUGACAGUCUCAUUUGCCGAAAAAUGUAAUCUGUUGCGGCUGGUGGAUAAGCGUUAUGCGGGAGUGGCGUUUGGAGCAGGCAGCAGCAAAAUUCUUGGCAGGGUACAUCAGGCACCGAUCAAGGUGGGUUCCAACUACUUAGCUUCAUCCAUCACAAUCAUGGAGCAGCGAAAUGGCCCACAAUUCAUCUUUGGACUCGACAACCUGUAUCGCCACGAGUGUUCCAUAAAACUGAAGGAGAAGGUGCUCUACUUUGGAAGUGCCGAUUGCAGCAUGGAUUUUCUUGCUGAGCACGAGGUUCCAAAGCAUGUGUACCCCCAAGACAUAGGGAACACUGGGGAAUCCAGCAACCCAGGGCCACCACAAGGCUCUGCGCUAGCUCAGGACCAAUCUGAAUCCAAGCAGCCGUCACCAAGCGCUUCCGCUCCAGCCUCCGUUCCCACUGCCGGGGGAGAUGCCCCCCAACCGACUGCGGGCGGUGAUGCCCCCCAACCGACUGCGGGCGGUGGGCCCACUGAGGAAAGCAUACUCAAACUCAUGUCCCUCGGCUUUGAUAGGGCAAGGUGCAUAUGGGCUUUGAAUGCGGCUGGGGGCAAUACGGAGGCCGCAGCAUCGCUAUUGUUUUCUGAAAUGGACAUCUGA